Messenger RNA from Lactuca saligna, 846 nucleotides. Lineage: Eukaryota; Viridiplantae; Streptophyta; Magnoliopsida; Asterales; Asteraceae. The record is from the annotation of a GenBank genome assembly.
AUGGAGGAAGAAGCUCCUGUACCUGAAACAGCUCCCACAUUGGGAAAUUUCAGUGGGUUUGGGCUCGGGUCAUCCCCAAACCCGAACCCGGGUGCACCCAAACCGAACCCAUUCGGUGCACCAUUUGGUAACCCGGUAGCUACUCCAUCUCAACCGGUUCCUUCAUUUGCUCCUUCUCAACCUACUGGUGGUCUGUUUAGACCUGCAUCCUUCAACAUUGAAUCUUCACCACCCAUGCAACCUUCACAUCCGUCUCAACAGCCAAAUUUCAAUGCGUUUUCCGGCGGAUUUGGUGGUGGACAGGGGUUUGGGCAGCCGCCUCAGAUUGGGUCGGGUCAACAGGUGUUAGGGUCGGUUCUUGGUUCGUUUGGUCAGUCGAGACAGUUUGGUGCUCCAAGUUCUUUUGGGGGUUCCGGUUUCGGUGCCAGUCAAACUGCUGGUGGUUUUGCCGCCGCUUCGUCUGGCGGUGGGUUUGCCAAUCUGGCUUCCGGUGGUGGAGGUUUUAGUGGUUUAGCCACCAGUGGUGGUGGGUUUGCGGCGGCAGCUACUAGCGGUGGUGGAUUUGCUGCUGCGGCUACUGGUGGUGGUGGUGGAUUUGGUGGUCCCGCAGCAGGCAGUGGUGGAUUUGGUGGUGCUGCGGGUGGUGGUGGGUUUGGUGUUGCUGCAGGUGGUGGUGGGUUUGGUGGUGCUGCGGGUGGUGGUGGAUUUGGUGGUGCUGCAGCGGGUAGUGGUGGUGGAUUUGGUGCUUUUGGGAGCCAAGGUGGAAGUGGGUUCUCUACAUUUGGUAGUAGUGGGGGAACAACACCAAGACCUCCAUCUGAGCUCUUUACACAGAUGAGAAGAUAG